AUGCGCCCAAUGGUCAACAAUGCACUGCGAGGUCUGAUGAAGGAAGUGCAGCUGGACAAAUUCCAGACGCGAUUUGGAGAAAUCCUUGCUUAUCUUAGCAGAACUGGACGAACGCCGAGCUGGGCUUCGCUUGCCAACAGAGGCGCCAUUCUUGAUACCACUAUGAUAAGCGAAAGAUUCCACUUGAGGCUAAAGGAUGAGUUCCUCCACCGUAAUGCCAAUUCUCGGCUCGACGGUUUCGUUGACCUUCUGAUUAAAUCCGUUGAAGAUCUUUCGGAAUCAAUAGAAGAGAAGGACCGCCGUCGAUUCGCCGAUUCCGCGUACAGGCUCAAAGAGACUUAUAAGCGGCAUAGGACCGCAGUGACCUUGCAUGGCAAAAACCCUGAGAUGGUGGUAAACAUAACGGAAGACAAUGACAUGCGAAGGGCCAUGUACAUGUCACGCCACGAACAAUACACACUGUCCACUUGCGGUGUUUGUGCUUAUGCCUGGAGCUGCACGUGCAUGGAAAACAGAAGCGGUAUCAGUUGUCCCCACAGGCAUGCUGUCAAGAUGGUGACCCGUGGGAAAUCACGGAAACACCAGCCACAACUUCGGCAGAAGAAGUGGUUCCUUCUCAUUCGGAGCCUCUCGAUGAGCCCACAACAAUGGCACAGGAACGCCGUGAAGCACGUUACAAAGCUUAGUGCUAUAAAAAGUGCAUAUGCUGUGCUAGAAGCCACAGCGACAUCGUUGGCUAAACAUGAUACAGAUGAAGCAAUGGAACAGUUGGAGGAGAUACUGUGUUACAUACAACUAGCAGCAGGCGUUGCACAGUCUUCGUCGUCAGGUACAGUAGCCGUCCGCCCUGAGCUGGCUCAAGCUGGAGGCAAGCCACAGUUGGCCAAAAUCCAGCUACAUCAG
This is a messenger RNA of Ostertagia ostertagi, 903 nucleotides long. The record is from the annotation of a GenBank genome assembly. Lineage: Eukaryota; Metazoa; Nematoda; Chromadorea; Rhabditida; Trichostrongylidae.